Messenger RNA from Thamnophis sirtalis, 1006 nucleotides. The record is from RefSeq and is a predicted model, not a curated record. Lineage: Eukaryota; Metazoa; Chordata; Lepidosauria; Squamata; Natricidae.
GGCAUUUCUGGCUCAAGAUGGCCCAACGGCACUCAACCGGCCAUCUGGGGGUCAAAAGUCUUCUCCUGGACCCUCAACCCCUCAGCAACAACGGCGUGUCCCCCCACGAGAAAUGCCCCUCCGUGACUUCCUUGGAGGAUGCCGGCCAGCUGGCCGAGCCCUCCACCCCGCUCUCCAAUCCGCGCCGGAUCAUCCUAAGCACCGAGAGUCCGGCCGCCCUCAAGGUGGGCACCCAGCAGCUCAUCCCCAGGGGCUUAGCCGAAUACCCCAAACCCAAGAUCCCCCCCCGCCCUCAGAGCUUCUCCGAUGGGACGGUGUGGGGCAGGGAGGGGGUCCGUUGUGACCCCAAGCGCUUGUCAGCGCCCAGCCUUUCUCUGGAUGAUGACCCGGACGACGAAUUGGACGCGAGCGAGGGGACGCUGAAACGCAACCUGCGCAGCACGUCCUACCGGGCGGCCAUGAAGGGCGUGAAGAAUGGCGGGGAACCCAAGACGGCCACAACCGUUGGGGGUCUCAAGCCCGUGAUGGAAGACGCCAAGCCCCCCACCAGCCGGAGUCCUGCGAGGAACAAGCGAACGUUGGGACGCAAGCGACUGCAGCAUCACGGCGGUUCGUUCAAAGACGAUCCCCGCCUGUACCAAGAGAUCCGAGAAAAGGGCCUCAACUCCAUCAACCACGAGUCGGACGACGACCUCCUCGACCUGGACGCCAUUCCCGAACACCAGCCGCCCGCCAUCGUGGUGAAAAACUACCGUCCUGCUCAGGUCACCUGGAGCCAACAGCCCGAGGUCCUGGAAAGUGGCAUCUUGGACCGGAUAUCCCCAGAAGAACGUAAGAGGCAAGAGGCCAUCUUUGAGAUCAUCACCUCGGAGUACUCUUACCUUCAUAGCCUGACCAUCCUGGUGGAGCAUUUUCUGAAAUCGGACGGGUUGAAGGAGACCAUGACCCCGAUGGACCAUCAUCACCUCUUCUCCAACGUGGGGGACAUCUUGGCGGUCAGCAAGAG